GCGGCUGUCUGAGUGACGCGGGCGGGUGGGGUCACGUGUUGUUUUUGCCGUGCCGCUCUCCCUCCCCCGCUGUAGUCUGUCUGUGGUGAAUGUUGUACGGCGAGAGGAGCCGCUGCCCCGUCCGGACCGGGGAUACGGAGCGCGUGGUCUCCCUGCUGGACGCCAUGCCUGCCGUCUAGCUCUAUGACGCUGGAAGCCGCACUCUUUAAUUCAUUCGCCGGCUCACUCCACAGCAGCAGCAGCAGCGAGGCUCCCAUUCCUCCCAUGGCGGGUGUCCUCAACUGGGAGGAGGACAGAAGCAACCGGGCGGCCAUGAAGGUUCUGCCCCCGUCUCCCCCUCAGCAGGAGGACUCGUCUUACCGGCGGCUGUCCGGCCCGGCGCUGUCUCAGGUGCAGGAGGAGUGUGCCAGCAGCGAGUGUCUGCAGCCCGCACAGCCGCCGGUGCAGCCGGGAGACGAGGACGUGCGGAAGCGCGGCUACCUGAGGAAGCAGAAGCACGGCCACAAGCGCUACUUCGUGCUGCGGACUCACAGCCACCUGGGGCCCGCCCGGCUGGAGUACUACGACAACGAGAAGAAAUUCCGUAGCGGGCAGCGGCCGGGCUGCCCACCCAAGAGGGUCAUCCUCCUCUCCCAGUGCUUCACCGUCAGCCGCAGGGCCGACGCCAAAAACAAGCACCUGCUGGCGCUGUACACCAAGGACGAGUACUUCGCCAUGGUGGCGGAGAGCGAGCCGGAGCAGGACUCGUGGUACCAGGCCCUGAGCGACCUCAUCACCGAGAACAAGAAGUCGUGCCUGGACACCGAGGAGCUGGAGGACAACUGCGGCGGGCUGCGGGGCGGCUCGCUCUUCAAGGAGGUCUGGCAGGUGAACGUCAAGCCCCGGGGCCUGGGCCAGAGCAAGAACCUGUCCGGCGUCUACCGCCUCUGCCUGUCCAGCAAGGCGGUGCACCUGGUGAAGCUGAGCUCGGACGUCGCCUGCGUCCACCUGCUGCUCAUGAACAUCCGCCGCUGCGGCCACUCCGAGAACUACUUCUUCAUCGAGGUCGGCCGCUCGUCCUCCACCGGCGCCGGCGAGCUCUGGAUGCAGGUGGACGACUGCGUGGUGGCCCAGAACAUGCACGAAACCUUCCUGGAGACCAUGAAAGCCCUGAAAGCUUACUCCGAAUUCAGACCCAGGAGCAAGAGCCAGUCCUCCGGCACCAACCCCAUCUCCUUCAUCACCACCAGGAGAUACCUGGGCAACCUGCCCCCCAGCCAGACCGGCCUGCAGAGGAGAUCCAGGACUGAGAGUGUGGCCGGCACCCCUCCUACUACUACUAAAAACAGUGCUUACAGGUUUAGGACCUCAAGUGAAGGGGAAGGGACCAUGACCAGGCCGUUCAGGUCAGUGACUGGGAGCUUAAUCCAUUUAAACACUGCAAGGAUCAACCUGGGGAAGCAGGAGGGCACUGGGAGGUAUGUCAGAGCCCCCUUUAAUUCUGGAUACCACUCAAGAUCGGCCUCUCUGCCAGUCUCCCAUUUCCCGUCGGCCACCAGCCCCAUCAGUGUGUGUUCUAGUAGCGGCCUCGGUUCUGCAUCGGAGACCUUGACCAGGCCAUCAAGUUCUUCUGUGUGUGGAUCUCCGAGUGACGGAGGCUUUAUCUCUUCUGAUGAAUAUGGUUCCAGCCCAGGUGACCUCAGGUACUUUAGGGUAAGAAGUAAUACCCCAGAUUCCUUGGGGAACACCCCACCAAUCCAGGAAGAAAAUACCUUAAGCGACUACAUGUCCAUGAGUACGAGAAACCAACCCAACGGGAGGGAUGACUAUAUGGAGGCAGACAAAUGUUUCCGAAAAAGAACCUACUCGUUAACGAAACCCACCAGUAGUACAUUACAGCAACACAAGUCCCAUGCUGCUGCCUCCUUAGAUGAAGAUGACAUCAACAAGCAGUUUGCCUACUCUGAAUCACCAAAGUUGACAGACAGCAAUCAUCCCGAGGAUUACAGCAAUGGUCUCAUUAACUCAGUUUGUAACCAAAGUGGGAGUAAAGCCAAGGAUGACGGCUAUAUGCCAAUGAUGCCUUCUGUUUCCUAUGACAGUGACUAUUUGCCAAUGGCCCCUAAGAGUGCUUCUGCACCAAAACAAAUCGUGUCCAUGUGUCCUUCUCAGGUGGACUCCAAAGGGUACAUGAUGAUGUUUCCGACUGCCAGUUCACCUGUCAGAAACUUCACAUCUGGAAGCCUUUCUAAGGGUAACCAAGAGAAAGUCACCAAUGGUGAAUACAUGGACAUGUCUUGCAGGAACUCUUCAACUGUUAAACAAACCAAUGACUCUAACUUGAGUAAUUCCCGGGGGUUCAGCUCCUAUUUUUCUCUACCAAGAAGCUUUAAAAGUUCAUCAAAGCCCUGCAGUGAUCACAAUGAGUAUGUCCCCAUGUCCUCUCCUGGAAAGUUACUGCACUUGGGUUUGGAAAAUGCAACAGAUGGAGAUGGUGAAUCAAAGAUUGACUUGAAAUCUUCCGCCAGCAUACUGGAUCAACAAGUGAGGGCCACGAGGCCGACCAAACUUACACUGUCUAUGAGAGGGAGCAAUACAAUACCCAGGAUGUUUGACCAUUCAAAUUCCACUGAACCCACUAGUCCCGGGGAAUACAUCAAUAUCGACUUCAGCGAUAAAGCAAGCAGUACUCCAUAUUCCUUGUCUGCAGAAGGUUCACCAUCUUCAUUGGGCUCAAGCUGUGACCAUAGACAGUCCCCGUUAUCUGAUUACAUGAGUGUAGAUAUAGAUGUACAGUCCCCCAAAGCCUCAGCUGAGCUGUCCAACUCUUUAACGGACAUUUCAUCGUAUUCAUGCCCUGGUAUUUCUAGAAUUCAGCCCAGUGCAGACUAUGCCAAGCUCCCGUGUGGUACAGCCUGUGUCAGUGCCACAAAUAUGAACGAGGACUACACCACAAUGACUUUUAAUAUGGCAAUGACUCCUCCAAGGCCCUUCCCUAGUGAAGCUGAAAAUGGUACACAGCUGGGCAGCCCUUCUUCUAUCGUGGACCGGUUACGCAUUGGCGACGUGACCUCCUUUAACAGUGGCUUUCCUUCGGUUCUUCACCCUGUGUCUGAGCCUGUAGUCGGUCCUAAGGUAAUUCGCGCAGAUGCCCAAGGACGGCGGAGGCAUAGCUCUGAGACUUUCUCCUCCGCCAGCACAGUGACUACUACUACUACUUCCUCUUGCUUCACUGAAAGUGGCAAACGGCACAGUUCUGCCUCCUUUGACAAUGUUUGGCUGAAGCCUGAUGAAGGCACUUGUGAUCAAGAGAAAACCAUGUCCAAGCACUGCUCCACGGGUUUCCAGCAUGGCUUAAAUUACAUAGCCCUAAGUAUGCACGAUGGUGUCUGCGAGGCGUCCUCACCGGCCUGCAGCCAGCACCAGAACGGCAGCAGAAAUUUGGAAAGUGGGGCUUAUGUGAGCAUCGACUUCACAAGAUCUGACUGUCUGAAGUGUCCUGCCUUCAGAAAAGACUGAGUGCAUUACCAUGGAAACCUGGUGAACAUUGUCACGCCAGCCUUCCGCUGUAAAACUAGGCUAAGGUGACUCUGGAAGACGGCAUACACAUAUAGAACGCGUGACGCCUUGUUGGAUUUCAUAUGGACAUGUAUCUGCUUUUCCCACACAGAUUAAAUGUACAGCCAUUUAAAGCUUGUAUUAAUGUGUGGCGAAAGAGCUUUUUUUUUUUUUUUUUUCCAGUAAACUUAUUUUUGUGAGGGGAGGAAUAAAAAAAAAGCCGAGUUCUCAUGGCAUGUUUUACAAAAUUGCAUACAAUAUAUUGCUGUGUUCUCAUGAAGUGGCUCUGGCUUGUAAAAUAGUUCAGAACGGACUUCCAUGUUGCACUUUUGGUGCCAUUUUACAUCCCAGAUCUGCUCUUUACGUAUUUUUGACAUGUGCUUCUAUAGCACUUGGGAGAAUUUUAAACUUGUACUUCAAGAACAUACCCUUACAGGGUGUAAGUUGUGUAAAUCAGCUUGCUUGUUGAUCGAUACAAGAUCUAAUUUUCUCAUACAAAGGAUACUAUGAUAUAUGUAAAAAGAAAUAUUUUGAAAGUUUAAUUUUUUUUAAGUCAAAGUCUAUGUAUUUUACUUGAUCUAUAUUAUGGAAAGAUGCCUCCUUCAUUGAACAAAUGUAUACGUUUGACUAUGGUACAUGAAGUCCCCCCCCACCUCUGCAUUUCUCACUUUAUACACCAUUGUCCUUCUUGUAAGUGGCAAUAUUAGUUUUAUUUAGCAUUAAAAUGGUAUUCCAGUUUUAAAGAUUACAUUUAUUUAGAGAAUAGGAUGUUGAAGAAUUUUCUAAUAUGCAUCUACUUAAAAUUUUGCAUCCAUAGGAUGAACAGGGCUAAACAUGGCAUUGGUCAUGUGAUCCAUCAUGUGACUUGGCAUUCAGUUAAUUGCCCACGUUUCUAACAGGUGAAUAGUAGCGUAUUGGGGAGAAGAACAUGUCCUGUGCAGGCGAUGGUUAUUUUUUGAAAUUUUACAGCAUCACUCAGGCAGGCAUGUAACUACAGUAAUGUAGGUAUUGUAAUAAUCACAAUACAAAUCUUGAUUCCACCACUAAUCCUAUUUCUUUAUCACCUGGAUGUAUGCUGAUCCAACACAUGUAUGUCAUGGUACACUGCUUCUUACUGAAUGUCAGGGAUUAUAUGAUGUUGAGUGUCUCAUGACUGAUGUCAUGUUUGUUACCCUUUUUACUCCAUAUAGGCAUCUGAUAUGUGGUAUGUAUACAGAAUUAAAAAUCCAUGUGUCUUAGAAAAGUGUUUGAUUUCCUAUUAAACAAAUAAAAAUAUUAAAAACUGGAAUACCCCUUUUAAGCAAAAGGUACAGUAUUAAUCUUUAUUAAGAUGUUCUCUGGCAUGUGCAAGCUAAAACAGACAAGGAUGGGAUUUCCUACAUUCAUUUUAGCUAUUUAUUUCCAUUGUUGCUUGUGUUUCCCUGUUUUCAAGAGGUAGAAGCCAAAACCUAAAGUAUAGGUACGACUGAGCAGCAAGUAAAUUCAGACGAUACACUACAGUUACUCAGAGAAUGAAAUGAGUUGUAAUACAUGAUUUUAGUGGUUUGUGUUAAAACUGGCAUCUUCCUACAAAUGGACCAUUUAGUUUGUGCUGAAGUUUCUGUUUCGGAGCCUCCUCAUUACUGUGACCAUGGUAUGCUAAAGCACAACCCUGCCCUUACUGUUUAUUGGCUGAGGAGGACAGUGAGGCAUACCCAGAGAUGGCUUCCCAAUCUCGAAGGCCAUCUUAACGGGGAUUGAUUUUAUAUUUAAAAUCUGAGCCUUGGUGUAAAGAUCUUUGCGGUUAGAAAUCCAAAGUACCCGCUCGACAGAUGACCACUUCUCUAUCAGUUUGUUAUUUCUAGUAUCUUUUCCGAACCAGCCUUUUUAAAGUUUGCCAUGUAUUAAACUGAAGUAUUUGAGAGAUUUUGUUCUUUAUGGGUCUCCAGUCAGUAUUUUCCUUUCCCAAAUGAAAACUUCUCUAAAGUACCAAAAUGAUCACUCAGUCAGAAGAUCUGUAAUGCCACCCAACACCGGUUAUAUGAUUGAUUGCCAUAGAUUUUUUUUAUUUUAUUUUUUUUAACUCGAGAUCUUGCGGCUGCCAGUUUAGAUCUUACGAUGGAUGACCUCAACCUUAGUUAGUUCACUGUCAGUUACACAGGUACAGCAUAAAAUAUGCAAUCUCUUAGUUUACAAACAAAACUAAUUUAUUCAGUAUUGUGCUGGAAUAAUGUAAAGCAUAUCACUAGAUAAUAUCUUCCAGCUGUCAGUUUAUGCUGCUGUAUAGUUUAAAAUUUACCAAUGAUGGGAGAAUUGUGUGUCCUGUAAAUUUAAUUUCAUAUUGGAAAGUUAUUUUGUCUGUACAAAUUAAUAAAACCUGGUUGGUACUCUUUA
Bufo bufo (common toad) is the source of this 5910-nucleotide messenger RNA. It is a transcript of the gene IRS4, whose product is annotated as insulin receptor substrate 4. The record is from RefSeq and is a predicted model, not a curated record. The coding region runs from base 184 to 3498 and encodes 1104 amino acids. Gene Ontology annotation, biological process: insulin receptor signaling pathway. The transcript has 2 exons. Gene Ontology annotation, molecular function: insulin receptor binding; phosphatidylinositol 3-kinase binding. Gene Ontology annotation, cellular component: plasma membrane; cytosol. NCBI's taxonomy places the organism in Eukaryota, Metazoa, Chordata, Amphibia, Anura, Bufonidae.